AUGCGUCUGCGAGAGGCAUUACAGGCUCCUCGAAUGGAAUCGAAUUUUUCGGCGAUGCUUCACGCUCCGACGGUUUUACCAGCAAGGUGGUCGGAGUGUCUCAUAAAGUUCAUCGAGUAUCGAGCCAAGACCGAGUAUCAUCGCGAGCAACUUCAACCCAUACCUAGAGGCCAAACGAACGUUUCAUCAUGGAGUUUUGUUAAAAUUCCCAGUGCAGCCUGCGACACUGAACGCGAUAAUGAACGGAAAAUUUACGGGUGUACUGGUGUCGCGAUGCAGGAGGCUGACCUCGGCCACCCUAAUCCACGAAGAUUCGAAGACGCGUCAAAUCGAUGCGCCAGCACCAGCACUUCCAACGGCGUGAUUAACCUCAACGCAGACUCCGACGGGGAGUGGCUGACGUACGAAAAGCUCACGGAAAUAGCUUUCUUUCGUUCGAGGACGAAAUCACGUGCCAACGUUGCGUUGCGUAACAACCAAUCUAAAUCCGCGGACAUUGUACGACGUCAGUCGGUGAAAUUAACGAAGAGCAUUGUAUCGACGGGCGAGGCACAGCCUAUUAUCUUCGACGAACGAGCCGACGGAGACAAGGCUACUAGAGAUGUUUCGCCGUUACCGAUCAGAGAAAGUCUUUUCCCUUACGUCCCGCCGUACGUUCUCUUCCAAAGACACGAUCACACACCCAAGACACCGCCCGAAGAUUUCGCUCAACUUCUGAAAUGGAGAUUCACCACGUCCAUGCCACGGAUUUUGAUGAAGAUCUUGAUCAAUACUGGAUAUCAGAUCGUGAAUAAAGGAACCGACUGGUCUGGCGUUUGGAAUUUAUCGUGCAAAGACACGGCGAAAUAUCGAAGUAUGAAAAACUUUCAAAAGGUGAACAACAUGCCAGGAUCUCAAAAUAUCGGCAACAAAGACUUGCUGUGGACGCAUCUGAGUGGAAUGUCGCGAAAAUUCGUUCAACAGUACAACUUCAUGCCAAGAACGUACGUGUUGCCGAAGGAGAUGCAGAAAUUCGAAGGCAUGUGGAACAGGCACGGUAUGGGCACCACGUGGAUAAUUAAACCGCCGUCAGCGGGUCGUGGCCAGGGUAUCAAGAUUGUUAAUCAAUGGUGGGAGAUACCAAAAUGGCACUCGGUAAUCAUUCAACGAUAUAUCAGCAGGCCGAAACUCAUUAACGGCUUGAAAUUCGAUCUGCGAAUUUAUGUUCUCCUAACAAGCAUUAACCCGAUGAGAAUUUAUGUCUACAAAGAGGGCUUGGUUCGUUUCGCUUCGGUCAGAUACGUUCGCGGAGCAAACUUGGGCGAUAAAUACAUGCACUUAACGAACAGCAGCGUGAACAGGCAGAACCCGGCUUACAUAAUGAACGACGGAGUGAACUCGUUCAAAGGACACAAAUGGUCCUUCGCGAGUUUGUGGUCGUACCUGAGGCAGGAAAAUGUGGAUGUCACCGAUCUAUGGUGCCAGAUCAAAGAUAUCAUCGUUAAGACUUUCAUAUCCGUGGAAUCGAGCAUGAACGCGGCCAUUUCGGAGAAUCUCGUCUCGAGUUACACCUGUUACGAAUUAUACGGGUUCGACGUACUCCUCGACGAGGAUUUAAGACCGUGGUUAUUGGAAGUUAACGUUCUACCGUCACUGCGGACGGACUCGCCACUCGAUACCACCAUUAAGGGUGCUCUGAUGAAAGACGUAUUAAAUAUGGCCGGCUACCAAAUUCCCAAGAACGAGCAAAUUUCAGGCAACGGUGCGUGUAACAAAAAAUACGACACGAUCGGCCAUAAUUAUAGAUUGUACAGCACGGCCUUGAAUCUGCGCGAGAAAAUGAAGCAGAACGAGAUGAACGCGAUGGAGACUCGUGACGAGUACCUGGACGGAAUCCUGAGGAAUUUGACGAGGGACGACCUGAGGCAGCUAAUCCGCCACGAGGACGAGCUCAGCCAAGCCGACAACUUUGAGAUACUAUUCCCCACCAGCAGUUCCUAUUUGUAUUUCAAAUUCUUCGAGAUGGAGAGAUACUACGACCGAUUGCUAGACGCCUGGGAACAUCGUUACUCUGAUAACAAAACGAAAGGCAUUCGCAGGCUGCAACGGCAUUGCGAAACGAUGGAGCACUUGGAUGAAAAUUUCAAUUGA
This is a messenger RNA of Heterotrigona itama, 2130 nucleotides long. The record is from the annotation of a GenBank genome assembly. Lineage: Eukaryota; Metazoa; Arthropoda; Insecta; Hymenoptera; Apidae.